AUGCGUCUGAAUCAGGAGGAAUCAGACGGGUACAAGAACGAUUCGGAAUCAGAUUCCUCAAGCAAGCAGACAGACUCACAGGGACCACGAGUGUCUUCUGAAGCUCCAGGUGGGAUCAGUUCUGGAGAAGUCGUCUGUGAUGCUCUCGAGAACAAGGAUGCUGAAAGAGAAACCACCGACGGAGGACAUCAAGAGGAGAAGACGACCAACACGAACCCGGACAGCUUUGAGAGCGGACACACUGUCGGAGAGCUGCUGGGAAAGGGAGGCUGCGGUUCCGUCUACGAAGGCGACUGUAAAGCGGAUGGGAACCAGCAGGUAGAGGUACCAUGCGCUGUACCCGAGACAGACGACACCACAGAGGGAACGUCACGUGUGGUUGAGGACGUCUCUGAGCUGCACAAGUGCUAUGAGGUUUACAAAACCAUUGGAUCAGGUGGUUAUGCGACGGUCAAGCUCGGCAGGCACAUUCAGACUCAAGAGCCAGUGGCCAUAAAGAUCCUGGAGAAGAAAGAGCUCGGGGAUGAGUUGUCCGAUUUGAGGAUAGAGAUUAAAGCCCUGAAGAACCUCAAUCAUCAGCACGUGUGCCGCUUGUACCAAGUCAUGGAGACUGCUGACCAGAUCUACCUGGUGCUUGAGUUUUGUCCGGGUGGAGAUCUGUUCGACCACAUCGAUAAUAACGACAGGUUGUCGGAGGAGGAGACGCGCAGGAUCUUCCGUCAGAUCGUCUCGGCGCUGGCCUACGUCCACAGCCAGGGAUACGCCCACCGUGACCUUAAGCCAGAAAACAUGAUGCUGGAUGAGAAGAACAACAUCAAGCUCAUCGACUUUGGUCUCUGUGCCAAACCAGAGGGUGGAUUGGGUACUGCUCUGAUUGAGGGCUGUGGAACCCCUCCCUACUUGGCACCAGAAAUCAUUGAUGCGCAACCCUAUCUUGGUGCAGAGGCAGAUGUUUGGAGCUUGGGUGUUGUCCUAUAUGACAUGCUGUGUGGCUACCUCCCGUUCGAUGGUGACAACUUUGUGGAGCUCCAUGAACAAAUCACUAAAGGACAUUUUGACACUCCUGACUGGCUAUCUCCUGGUUCUGUACUGCUGAUUAAGGAAAUGCUGCAGGUGGUUCCAGAGCGGCGCAUAAAGGUGGAGCAUCUGCUGGAUCAUGAGUGGGUAAUGAAGGGGUACAGCAGCCCUGUGGAAUGGCACAGCACAUGUCCGCUGGAUCAUCUAGAUGAAGAAAGCAUCACUGAGAUGGCUGUGAUGUUCAGACAGUCCAACCAAAGCAUGAAGCAGCUGGUGUCUGAGGAGACACCGUCGGUGUGACAAGGAGGGACGAUGGUGGCACCAUCCAAUCAGGAAACGUUACAUCUCAAUUCCACAUUUCAAUGAUUGUUGCAGAUGUUUCUCUCUAACCCAUCCUCUCUCUCUUUUUUUACCAGAACGAUGCAUUUUGGGUAUCUGUGUGUGACUGGUUAGAUGAACUCCACUGAGGUGCCGCCCUUGUUGAUUCACACAGCUGUAUGAGAAGUGUAGAACAUGGAUGACCAGGAUCAACAAGCAUCAAAAUCUUAUUACAUUAAAUAAUAAAUAAAUAAACU
Messenger RNA from Trichomycterus rosablanca, 1592 nucleotides. Its product is annotated as maternal embryonic leucine zipper kinase-like. Gene Ontology annotation, biological process: protein phosphorylation; intracellular signal transduction. Gene Ontology annotation, cellular component: cytoplasm. The transcript is spliced from 14 exons. The record is from RefSeq and is a predicted model, not a curated record. Bases 1 to 1317 code for a protein of 438 amino acids. NCBI's taxonomy places the organism in Eukaryota, Metazoa, Chordata, Actinopteri, Siluriformes, Trichomycteridae. Gene Ontology annotation, molecular function: ATP binding; protein serine/threonine kinase activity.